Messenger RNA from Laccaria bicolor S238N-H82, 570 nucleotides. RefSeq lists its product as uncharacterized. NCBI's taxonomy places the organism in Eukaryota, Fungi, Basidiomycota, Agaricomycetes, Agaricales, Hydnangiaceae. The record is from RefSeq and is a predicted model, not a curated record. The coding region runs from base 1 to 570 and encodes 189 amino acids. The transcript has a single exon.
AUGGUUCUGCCAGAUCUUAACCAAGCCAAUCAUAAGGAGGUUUCAGACAAAGAGAAGAAAUUCUGGCUGCGGUGGAUUGGAGUUUGUGAAGAGAAAAAGCUUGAAUCUGUUGUUUCUCAUUUCUGGCCAACUGCACAAGGCCGUUUUUUUGUUGAAUUUACACGUCAAAUUCUUGAAGGGCAGCAAAUCAUUUCCGAUCUUGAACUUCCAAAAUCUUCUUCUUUUCGUGAACGCCUGGAUUCUAUUGCCUUGUACAGAAAUUCUGACGCCGAUGUACCAGCGAAAUGGCUCUACGUAUUUUUAUUCGAUAAAGUCACAGUUUGCUGGAGGCUAGCUGUAACAACAGCCUCUGAUGCGUUGCUGGUUUGCCGUCUUGAUGCUCAAUUUCUGGAUGUAGAUAUUGCACGUUUCUUGGCAUUACAUGGGAUUCCAUUCUGCACUUUGCUGACUGAGCUGCUUAUGCCGCACUCAAUAUUGUACCCCGAUGUUGAGUUAUUUCUUCCACAGCGUCCUGCCGGAUACCACUUUACCAAAUUGGAUUAUGAGGCAUAUCUGCAAUGUCGAUCAUGA